AUGAAGUUGUCUUUCUCUUUAGCUCUUUUGGCUGCUGCUGCUCUCAGUGUUCAAGCUGCUGUUACUCCUAAUGCCGCUGGCACUUGUAUCUCUGGUUCAUCUGGCAAACACAACGGAGACGGGUAUAAGGGCUAUUGUUGCGUAUCCUCUGACGAUUGCUUUGAAUCCUGUGUAAAAGGUGUCUGUAAUGGCCCUGCACCUCCUACCAAAACAUCUCAAACCACAUCCACAAAAACUACAUCCACAAAGCCUACUACAACUCCUGGCACCUGUACCAAAGGCUCAUCAGGUCUUGGUCAAGGAGAUGGCUACAACGGUUAUUGUUGCAAGACCUCUGACGACUGCUUCGAAUCCUGUAUUAAAGGUGUCUGUAAUGGCCCUGCACCUCCUACCAAGACGACAUCAGUUCCCACCUCUACUGCUACUCCUGGCACCUGUACCAAAGGCUCAUCAGGUCUUGGUCAAGGAGACGGCUACAACGGUUAUUGUUGCAAGACCUCUGACGACUGCUUCGAAUCCUGUAUUAAAGGUGUCUGUAAUGGUCCUGCACCUCCUACCAAGACGACAUCAGUUCCCACCUCUACUGCUACUCCUGGCACCUGUACCAAAGGCUCAUCAGGUCUUGGCCAAGGAGAUGGCUACAACGGUUAUUGUUGCGAAACCUCUGACGAUUGUUUCGAAUCCUGUAUUAAAGGUGUCUGUAAUGGUCCUGCACCUCCUACCAAGACGACAUCAGUUCCCACCUCUACUGCUACUCCUGGCACCUGUACCAAAGGCUCAUCAGGUCUUGGCCAAGGAGAUGGCUACAACGGUUAUUGUUGCGAAACCUCUGACGACUGUUUCGAAUCCUGUGUCAAAGGUGUCUGUAACGGUCCUGCACCUCCUAGCAAGACCUCUUCUACACCUGUUCCUACUGGUGGUGCUGAAUGCAAGGCUGGUUUCAAGGGCAAGAAGAAUGGACAAGGCCCAAAGGAUGCAUGCUGUUCCACACAAGCUGAUUGUCAAGAAAGCUGUAUCAAGGGAAAGUGCAACUAA
This is a messenger RNA of Mucor velutinosus, 1035 nucleotides long. RefSeq lists its product as uncharacterized. The transcript has a single exon. The record is from RefSeq and is a predicted model, not a curated record. Lineage: Eukaryota; Fungi; Mucoromycota; Mucoromycetes; Mucorales; Mucoraceae. The coding region runs from base 1 to 1035 and encodes 344 amino acids.